Messenger RNA from Monodelphis domestica (gray short-tailed opossum), 6634 nucleotides. Its product is annotated as membrane-spanning 4-domains subfamily A member 4A-like. The record is from RefSeq and is a predicted model, not a curated record. Gene Ontology annotation, cellular component: plasma membrane. Lineage: Eukaryota; Metazoa; Chordata; Mammalia; Didelphimorphia; Didelphidae.
AUCCGCACAUCUGCACAUAAGUAAGAGAACACCAGUGGGAAGGACAUAGUGCUAGGAGGAAGCAAGAAGAUAAGACGAGUUGGAACUGCAGGGGAGAAUCUCUAAUUCAGUGCAAUUCCAUCCUUUGUCUCAGCAAAUUGUGAGGAGGAAGAUUUGAAGGGCAGGAGACCCUGGAAGAGCUGGUGGAGAGGACAGCACCACAAGUGGCUUCAUGGAGUCGCAGGCAACAACAAAGGGAACAUUGUCAUCCUUUCCCCAGAUGGGUACCAUUUCCUUCCCACAAGGUCCAAUAGGAACACCUGUACCAUUUUAUAAAUCGAAAGCAUACCUGCAGAACUUCCUGAAAGGGGAGCCCAAGGUGCUGGGGACUGUCCAGAUCAUGAUCGCCCUGAUGAACUUUGCCUUGGGAAUGAUUAUCAUUUUGGUUCCUUCAAGAAGUUACAUAUAUACAAAUUUUAUUCUUAGCACUGGCUACAUAUUCUGGGGAACAGCAUUUUUCCUUGUCUCUGGCUCCCUCUCCAUUGCUGCAGAGAAUAAAACCACAAAUUCUCUGGUCCAAAGUAGCCUAGCAAUGAACACUGUCAGUGCAGUGGCAGCAGGGCUGGGAAUCAUCUUUUUAUCAAACAAAUUGUCAAUGGCUGAUUCAUCCUAUUAUUAUUGUACCCAUGAAAGUUCCUAUGAAACCUGUGCUUGCGGUUUGGCUGUGUUGCUGGGAAUCAAUGUGAUUCUACUAUUCCUCGCCAUAUUGGAAUUUGCCUUCUCCAUCGCAGGCUCAAGCUUUGGCUGUAAAGCAACUUGUUGUAGUCAGAGUGGGGUUACCAUCUUCAUGCCUUCUCCACCCCAAGUACCAGUUACUGAGGCAUAAAGAGGAGAGAAACUACUUCAAAGGAGAGCUGCUGACACCACCGCAUUACCUGGAAGUCAUCCUGACAGUCUCAUAUCACACAUGCUUCCCUGUUCCUCAGAGAAAGCUCCUUCCAUUACUGGCUGUUUUUCAAUGAAACUCAGAGCAAGUUGUCUCUGUUUUCCUGAAAUUCUUUGUUAAUAGUCCUUUUCAUUCUUAAUCAUGCACUGAUCACAUCUACUUCCCCAUUUUGCCCCCUCUUCUCUGACUAUCUUAGGAUCUGCUCACAAACUAUCAGCAAACAUAUCAGGAAAUCUUUUUCCUUUCGGUGCACAGGAAGACUAAUCUGCCCAAGACUCCCUAUGGAUGCUGGGAAAUAGGGUCAUUACAAGACAAGAGGAGAGAAGGAAAAGAGACGGGAAUGGGAGUACCAAACUACUUCUCUUCUGUUCUCCAUGAAUCAAGAUUCCCACCUAUGGAAUUUUCUGCUGCUCCUACCUGUGAAAUUGGAUGUUUCCACCUCCAGUGGCCUGGACUCCAUCAUCUUUGUUCUUUGCCCUCUCUGUUUGCUCCUCAAGCAUCCUGACGGUUGCUGUGAAUACCUCCUCUCAACACUGCCUCCCUGUCAUUGAGGCAUUUGUAGAGGAACUUAGGCUGAUCUCAAAGUUUCUUCAUCCUUUUCUGACCCCAGAGUUGCUCACACAAUCACAAAUUCCCUCAUAACUGAUCCCUUUCCUACCACCAAAGUCACCUUUCAGAACUUCCUCCUUUGGACUUUUCGACUGGGACUGAGAAGAGCUGUGGCUGAAGAUCCUGCCUUUGCUGUUUCAUAUCUAUGUGCCCAUAGCCUAAGUUUUCUGAACCUCAGUUUCCUUUCCUGUAAAAUAGGAUUAGCCAUGUCUAUACUAGUGAUCUCACAGGAGUGUUAUGAGCAUUCUAUGGCAGAGCAUAUUCCAAGUACUUUGUCAACCUAGGAAUGCCGACUAAGUGUCAGUGUGGUGGUGACAUAUAGUUGUGUACUCAGAGUAAGGAAAACUGAUUGUACAUCUGCCCCAGGGCCCUUCCUAGCUGUGUGACCCUGGUCACCUCACUGAACUUCAUCUCAGUCUCAGUUUUCUCAUCUGUAAAAUGAAGCCAAUAAUAGCCCUGCCUCCCGGAGUUUUAUUUCUUCUUGGCAAGGAGGACGUAAUGUUUGAAAAGUGUUUUGCACACCUUAAAGAGUGAUAUAAAUGCUAACUAGCUAACCGUCAUGUCAGGCAUUUUUAUUUCUCGUCUUUAUUAUUUUUCUAAAUUUCCCUCUUAUCACAGUCUAGUUUUAGAUAUUCUGGACUUUGGCUUGUAUAAAUUUUUGGAGACAGUUGAAGGAAAUUAGGACCCAAAUACUGUGGGGUUUCCCUUGCUCUAGCUGGAAGCUGAAGUUCCAAUUCAAAUAGGACCUUAAGAAGGAUUUAGUAGCUAUUAUGUCAAUAGCAAUGACUGUGACUACAGUAACAAUAAUGUCUGGCAUUUACAUACUUUUUUGAGGCGAUUUGUCACUUUAUCCUCACAGGAACUCUGGGUUGUGAUGAGAAUCUGCUUCAGUGACUUGCCCAGAGUCACAUGGCUAGAAAGCAAGUGUCUGAGGCCUAGUUUAAGUCAGUUUUUCCUGAAUCCAGAGCAAUCCUCUAGUUAAAGCUUUUCUGACUCCUUUAGGGUUUAAAGGCUAUAAUGUGGCUUACUGAGAAGAGUCCUGGCCUUGGCGUUCUCAAGUUUUCUUCUUGGGAUGUGGAAGUGAACAAAGCCGCUGACCUUUAAGAGUUGUGAGAGAACAUGGACAAGUCAGUUGACAUAUCUAGGAUCCACUUUCCUUAUGUAGAAGGGGGGAAAUGGUUUAAAUGAACCUCAUUUCAUCCUAAGCUCUAGGAAAUAAAGUAUAUUCUGAUAUUUCCUCUGCAGUUAAUUAAAGUGCAUCAUUUCUAAUAUUAACUAAUGUCUCGUCUUGGAGCCCCCACUCCAGUUUUGAAAACAUUGUUUGUUACAUAAGCUAAAGAAAACUCACCACAUGGGUUUUGGUUAUCUCUUUCAAAAUAAACUGUACUCUUUCCCGAAGAAACUUUGAUUUAAAUAGAGCAAAUUGUUUUACUAACCUCUUAAAUUUUUAUAAACCUUUACUGUCUAACCUCCUUCCUUCUCUCAACUUCCUGAUUACUGUUGAGAAUAUCAUUUUCCUUCUAGGCUCCCAGGAUCUCAAUCUUCAUGUUGUAAAAAUAGACUUGGACUCCAGGACUCCAAUCCCCAGAAUCCUUUGCUCCACUUCCCCAGAAUGCUUUGUAAUCACACUGAAUUCUCGCCUGGGCAAGAACACAAAUGAUUAUUUAAAGGAGUUCUCUGCCUACUGAGGGGUCUUUUGGACUUCCGUUUUGGAGCAGGGGGUGGCUUUUUUCAUAAUGUAGGUCAGAUUGUGUCUAGGCCUCUCUGUGGCCUAGACACGUGUUUUCUUACCUUGUAUUUUCUUUAAUCCUUAAUCUUUAAUAAACCUCAUAAAAAAUAUAAUACCCCUUGCAGAGAGAAACUCAUUUCUACCUGCCUCAGCUUCCCCUAAAUUUUAACUGUUACAGUUUUUGGUGACCACUAGAUUGGAUGAGUACUUCUCAAAUUUUUUAGCCUAGAUAAUGAUUUUUUAAAGCCACAUUUCUCUAAGAUUCUUUUUUAGAAAACCAUCUUGAUCUGCUCCUGCCUGCAGCCCCCGAUCCUGAUCUCUCUCUGUCCUCACUGGUCCCGGCCCUGCUCACCCCGGCAGCCUGUUCUGGCUCUUGCUUCCUGCUCCUGGCCUCUCGCCUAGUGCCCAAUCUCCCGGCCCUGCCUGCCUGUUUCUGUGCCCCAGACCCACAAGUGAGACCCCAUCUGGCUCAUUACCCAGAUCCUUGGAGCAGGUCGCACAGGACUCAUUUCUACCAGCUGGUAACAGGGGUAUUGACCACGUGGGUGGAUAGGAGAGUAGGAGGGGAGAGAGAAGAAACAGACUUUUUUAAGCAGGAACUUAAAAGCAAUGGCUAUUUUACAAGGAUGUCUUUUAAUUCCAUUGAUCCUUUUAUUGACUUCACCUGCGUUCCUUUUAGCUAAUGUUAGGGGAAAAACUCUGCCUCUCAGCGCACUAAGAGCCAGGCCUAAAGACACGCGGUCCUGGGUUAAAAUCUGGCCUCAGAUACUUCCCAGCUGUGGGGCCCUGGAUGGGUCCCUUAACCCCCAUUGCCUAGCCCUUACCACUCUGCCCUCUCACAAUAGACAUUUAAAUGGAUAAUUAUUUAAAAAAAAAUAGACCCAAGGAACUUUAAAGACUGGAGGUUAUAUAAUAUUAAGGCAUUUCAGACUCCAAUGGUUUUUUAAAAAAAUCUCUGUAUUUCUAUUGCAUUUUCCUGACUGUUUUGUUUAAGAUUUAACUUUGUGAUUUAAAAUUCAUAUAUCACUGGAUUCAAUAUUAUUCUGUCAUACUGUUCAUUUUAAUAUGCUGGGUUAACUACUGUUAAAUUCUGUUUUUUUCCCCUAUAACUGUGCUUAACAAACAUUAUUGAAUAAGCCAGUAUAUGAAAAAACAACCUUUCUAUUUUUGCCUUUGUAAAUUGUCACAUAGAGGAUAGAUGGACUUCUUCAGUACUGGUUACAAUUGCUAUAACAACCUUUGGAAAAUUUAAUGUGCUAAAUAUCUCAAAUGAUUUUAAGUGUUUUUUAAAUAUGAUUUUUGGAAUUUUUUUUUAACAAUCUCUAGUCAUUUUUGCCUGCCCCUACCAUGAGGUAAGGCCCAUUCUAGGAGCUGAAGUGAAAUACAAUUAUAAACCCCAAACUUCCCACAUGUGAAUGGAAGUUGGGCAGUUAAUCUCAGGGCAUUGGUACCCCUAAAAGCCUCCAAAAAAGGAGCACCCCUUUAUUUAUACUCUUCAGCUCACUACUUAACUUCCACCAGAAUGAUAUAUAGAUUUCUUGAUUAUGUUCUUAAUCCAAGAUGAGUUUUACUUUGUUUAAAAAUAUGUUUAAAUUACCAAGGUUGAAAGAUUGCUAUAUUUGUAAAAAAAUUGUGACAAAUAUCCAUCCAUACAUAGGUUUUUUAAAAAAUGCCAUACAGCAACUUAUGUGAAAUAUGAUAGUGUGUUUGUUUGCUAUUGUAAUUAAUUGGGCUAUUGAGAAUUUUGGGGAUGUUUAUAUCUACAUAUUUGUACUACUGUAUUUAAAAAAAAUGAAAAAUUGUUACCUUGUUCAACUCAUUUGCUACAGUGGAUCAUGGCCAGAUGAAGAGGAAAUGGAUCUCAUUUUUGGUGAGAAAGCCUUGCAUUCUAUAUUUUCUUAGCUGACACAGAGUGUCAAUGAUUUUAAGCUAUAUUUUUGAAUUUCUUAAAGACUUUUAUUGUUAUAUUUUUCUUGCAUGUGCAAUAUACUCUUUGGUUUUUUUUCUCUCCUUUUUAUAUUUGAAGCACAUGUCACCAGCAUUAAGAUUUUCUUUAACUUUUUGAUUUUUCUGUACUAUAAGUUUAAAAUACAUUUGCCAAUGCAUACCCCAAAAAGCUUGUGACUAUAAAAAUGAUGCCACUAAUUAUUUAAAAAAUUAUAGGACUUUGCUUAAUGAUUCUUUCUGAUUUCAGGACAAGAUAUACACACAAGAGCCAUUUCACAGAGCCAAAGAAAAGCCAAUCCAGGAUGGAUUGAUGCACUUCUAGGCCAAUACAAAGGUUUUGAACCUGGUGUGAGACUUGGGGUUGGGACACUUGACUUGUGUUAAGAUGUAGGUCUUCCUUGUGUCCAAACUCCCUCUGAAAAUACUCACAGACAAGUAUCCCUGAAACCCUAUAAUCUGGUCCCUUCCUUUUCUGUCUUUAAUAGUGUGGUACCUUUCUGUAGUCCUGGCUACUGACUGGGUAAAUGCAUCAUUUCUUAGAUCAUUUUGAUUGGGCCCUGAUUUUUUCUUUUUACUUGGAAUUUUUACAUAUAAGAUUUUGAUAGUCUAUAUUUUCAUCCAGAAAUUUUUAUCUUCUUUUGGAUUUUUCUGAUAUCUUUUAAAUUUCUCUUACCAAUUGAUUUAUAUACCUCAUACUUCAGCCAUGCAUCCCUAAGUGAUCCUGUAUUUGUCAAUCACCCUCUUAAUAGGGGAAUGUAAAAAAAAAUAUUAUUAUUUAAAUUGCAAAGUUUAAAUUCUUUUUGAGAAGAAUUUUAGGUAAAGAAAGAUGAUACUUCCUUGAAUCCAGAAACUGAACUGUUGGAGAAGACACCAUGAAGAUGCCUCCAGAUCACAAGCUUCACAAAGAAAGAGAUCAAGAAUGAACUUUGGAUGUAGUUGAUUGAACAUUUAUUUGUAUGUAUACUUUCAUGCCAAAGAGGACUGCCCCCUAACUGGCCUUUUGUCAAUGUGUCCAACAAUUAUUGUUUUUUUUUCUCUUAUUCUCAAAUUACUGUAAUAUUUAAGUUGAUUAUGUUUUCAUGAUCCUUUCUGGGGAAACUUCUCUCCCCAAUAACGAUCAAAUGGGGUGGGGGAUGUAAAAAUAGACUCGAAUCCAGGACUCCAAUCCCCAGAAUCCUUUGAUCCACUUCCCCAGAAUACUUUGUAAUCACACUGAAUUCUCACCUGGGCAAGAACACAAAUGAUUAUUUAAAGGAGUUCUCUACCUACUGAGGGGUCUUUUGGACUUCCAUUUUGGUGCAGAGGUGGCUUUUAUCAUAAUGUAGGUGAGGUUGUUUCUAGGUCUCUCUGUGGCCUAGACACAUGUUUUCUUACCCUGUAUUUUCUUUAAUCCUUAAACUUUAAUAAACCUCAUAAAAAUAUAA